GUCAAAGUAUCAGCUCCAUCCACAGUGGUAACAAAGUCUUAACACACCGCAUACUACAAACAACAACACCGCUCCUUUCAGACACAACCAAAGGUACGAGAGUCGAGUGGAGAGACGAAUAACGCUGUGCUUUACCGAAGACCAGGCAGCUUUACUUUACAAUUAAGAAGUGAGCACAAACAAGUCAAACUGGUUUACACUGGAUCAUAAAAAUGAUUCUAAAUUUUCAAAUACCUGGCUCUGCAGUUUAUUAACCACGGGUCGUAGAAACGAUAAUGGGUAUUUGAAAAGUGGGGUAUUUGAAUUUCGUCGUACAUGGACUUUGACUGAAAUGGGUUUGCCAUAGGGGAGUUACUUACCACUGGACGUUAUACCUAAUAUACGUGUGUUUACGCAAUUUCCCCCGUUAUAUAUCUUGAAAGUGAUUUUGAACAUCUUAUCUGAGCAAUGUCCACAAAAGCUAGACGACGACUUAUGAAUGAUUUCAAGAAGAUCCAACUUGAUCCUCCACCAGGAGUCUAUGCAGUUCCACUUGACGAUAAUAUAAUGAAGUGGCACGCAAUUAUUUUGGGCCCUGAUGGCACAGCGUUUGCAGAUGGUAUUUUCAGAUUAACUAUGGAGUUUACGGAAAGUUAUCCUAAUGUUCCGCCGAUCGUUCGAUUUGUAUCCAAAAUGUUCCAUCCCAAUGUGUAUACUGAUGGCAGUAUAUGCUUAGACAUAUUACAAAACAUGUGGUCUCCGUCGUACAAUAUCGGAGCUAUUUUAACUUCGUUACAGUCUCUCCUGGGUGACCCAAAUCCUAACUCUCCUGCCAACACAGCAGCAGCAGAAUUAUUUGAGGAAGACAAACGACAAUAUGAAACCCAGGUGCGGGCGAUUGUUGAAGAGUCAUGGCGGGACGACGGACCUGUGGACUGAUAUUCUUUUGUAUUUAAAUGCCUUUGAUUUAUACAAAUGUAAAUAAUAUUUUUCUUGACAAAA
This is a messenger RNA of Trichobilharzia regenti, 981 nucleotides long. NCBI's taxonomy places the organism in Eukaryota, Metazoa, Platyhelminthes, Trematoda, Strigeidida, Schistosomatidae. The record is from the annotation of a GenBank genome assembly.